AUGGCUACGAGCGCUCAGAAACCGAUACUUAUCUCCGGUGCUGGCAUUGCGUCCCUCUUGCUCGCGCAAUCCCUCCUCCGGAGCUCCAUUCCUUUUCUGAUUUUUGAGAGGGACAGCUCCAUCUCCUUCCGCGCACAGGGGUACCGGCUACGCCUCUCUUCCGAAGGGCUGGAUGCCAUCGAGUCGGUCCUCGGGCCCGAGGGGUUCCAGCGAUUCUGGAACCAAUGUGGCAAGACCGGGGGCGGUGGCUUCGCGACUAUAGACGCGACAACAGGCUCGGUGAUGACGGAAUCUGCGACAGAUAGCGAGCGCGAAAAGAUUAAGGGGGAGGGAGCAAAAAGCCCAGCAGAGAUUCUCGCAUCUCGCGAAGGAAAAACCGUGGGGAUUUCCAGGGGCGACAUGCGCAAAAUCUUCAUGUCUGGAUGCGAACCGUUUGUUCGCUGGGCUCACCGCGUUACAGGCUACGAACUAACGUCGUCCGGUGUUUGCGCAGUCUUCGCAGACGGCUCCAAAUCAGACGAGGGGGAAAUGUUGGUCGGCGGCGAUGGUAUAUACUCCGGUGUCGCAAAACAGUUGUCGCAAGGAAGACUAAAAACUUAUGAUACGGGUGCGAGAGGGAUACAUGGCCAAGCACCGACUACAGCGUUCAGAGGCCUUGGAGAAGGUGUCUGGCGACUGACAGAUGACUCUAACCCGACUGGAAGAGUAUUCGUUAUUACCAAUGUCCGGCCAGGUGAUAUGGACGAUCCCAACCUGCAGUUUGGGUGGACGAUGGGGGCUCAGCCCGGCGUCAUCCGGCCACCGAAUGACGAUUAUUCCAUCAUCGGAACCCCAGCAGCUGAGAUAGCGAAAGCCCUUAGCGCCAAUUGGCACCCCCGCCUGAAGCCCCUUUUCGAUGAAAUGGAAGAAUCCGAGGCUGCGUUUUGGAAGAUUACUUGCUCCACCCCCACAGGCGUCCCGGAAUGGCGGAACGAGGCGCGUGUCACAGUCAUCGGAGACGCCGUGCACUCGAUGACCCCUGCGGGCGGGAUUGGUGCAAACACGGCUGUUAGAGACUCUGCGCUGCUCGGUGAACUGUUGGCUAACGCAGGCGGUUAUCAAAGCGAUGUGACCGCGGCUUAUGAAAGCAAGAUGAGGAUAUAUGCCAGUGAGGCGGUCAAGACGAGUUAUGGAUUGGCGGAGGCUCAAUUUGGGAUUUCCAUCACUGAGGACUCAAAAACGGUCGGUUUCUAG
This is a messenger RNA of Endocarpon pusillum Z07020, 1233 nucleotides long. RefSeq lists its product as uncharacterized. The transcript has a single exon. Bases 1 to 1233 code for a protein of 410 amino acids. The record is from RefSeq and is a predicted model, not a curated record. Lineage: Eukaryota; Fungi; Ascomycota; Eurotiomycetes; Verrucariales; Verrucariaceae. Gene Ontology annotation, molecular function: FAD binding.